Orbilia oligospora ATCC 24927 is the source of this 1155-nucleotide messenger RNA. RefSeq lists its product as uncharacterized. NCBI's taxonomy places the organism in Eukaryota, Fungi, Ascomycota, Orbiliomycetes, Orbiliales, Orbiliaceae. The coding region runs from base 1 to 1155 and encodes 384 amino acids. The transcript has a single exon. The record is from RefSeq and is a predicted model, not a curated record.
AUGUGGGAGCCCUGGCUAAAACGGACUCUUUUCUUUACUCUCUAUGUAGGGAGUAGCCUUUUUACUCUGCCUCCUGCUCAAGCUCUACCCCAGGAUGGGCCCCAGACUGCCUCCGUGAUUCAAGAGGUUGAAGUUAUCUCCGCCUGGGCUCUCGGGCAGGAUACAAACGCCGAACAUUUAGAAGCUCGACAAAUAAUUCCAAUUUUCAAGGGAAUUGGUGGAGUAUAUACCAAGUAUCGGACGUCGUCACUUCCACAACCUACCGCAAACUCUAUUGAUACCAGGUAUAAGCCAUCGCCUCCAAGUCUUGAAGGCCCAGAUCGUGAGAAAGAAUUAGACUUUAACGGCCGGGAGUGCAAAGUUGGUCUCUACCAUGAUCGAUGGUUUAGAAACACGGAGCCGGGGUAUGGCGGGACGCCCUACACACGAUGGGAAGGCUAUCCGCUCGGCCGUUGGGGCGACCAGAUUCAAAAGGAGGAGAAUUGUUUUGACGUUGAAGACCUCAACCCGGAAUUAAAGGACCAGAUACGUUAUGCCGUCGUAACGGGACAUUGCGGGUGCCAGUUUUAUAGUAAAACUGGGUGCUCCGAUGAUUCUUGGUUGUUUUCGGGCCACGAUGUUGACGGCGAAGUUCCGUCGGUGGCAUGGGCUACGACUGCGAGUUUCCGCUGCCGCAAUAAUAAUCAUGUUGAUGAUUUUCAAAGCUGCAAAGUAACCUUCACAAACGGUGGAGAUGAGUGGGAACCAAACGGAAAGUACAACCUGUACUUUAACGUUAUGGACGGUUAUAACUACUUGACAUUUUGGUACCAGGAUUUGUAUUACGACAGAAGCAACAUCACAGAAGACCAGGAUGCAGGUGGUAGCUUAUGCUGGGCGACGGACAGCUUGGAAAAGCAACGAGAGGAUGGAAUGGCACAAUUUAUUAGAUACGGCAACGCCACCGGAUGUUCAUGUACAGUUUAUCGAGAGAGGACUUGCAGCGGGGAAGUGCUUCGCGAAGUGGGUGGAUAUGGGACAGACGUUCAAUACAAUUGGCCUUCGACUAACUACAUCCAGCCUGGAAGUGUUAGGUGUUGGCCUCCGUAUGGGUUGAACCAUGGGAAGCGGGCAGACGGGCUACCGGAGCGUCAAAACUGGGGAUUCGAAACUUGA